ACACACACACACACACAUACACACACACACACACACACACACACACACACACACACAAACACACACUGAGUUGAAUUUACAUGUCAGUUAUAAUGCAAAGUUGGGCCCAGGCUGACUAGAAAGGAAGAAGACCCACCCCCUCCACAGAACAUUUAGCAGACCCUCCUGGCCUGGCUGAUAGUGAGAGUCUGCAUUCAAGGCGCAUACACACAGACAGACGUACACACAUGACUGCCUGCUUACUUUCUCCCGGACAGGAGGACUUGUGAUUCUGCAGAGGACGUGCUAGAGAUGGAUGCUUAGUUUGACCUGGCAAUGAAGCCACUGACCUUACUGGGGUCAUGAGUUGUGUCUGCCCUUCAGCUCAAUGUAACUUGAAUUCCUGGAGUUCAGUCCAAUCUACCCCUCACCUAUGCCUGCAGGACCAUGGGUAGUGUCAGCAGCCUCAUCAACGGCAACAGCCUAAACAGCAAACACUGUAAGGCAUCUGACUACGGGUUAAAAAAGGAAGUAAACCCUCACAGAAAGAGUGGAGGUUGCAGCCUUGACAGUUUACUCAGGUGUGGCUUCACUCAGGGCUCCUCAUCUACCAAUCAUCCUUCUAAAGGCCUGACCUACUCCCGCUCCGGACGAAGUGAAGAUUUUUUUUACAUUAAGGUGAGCCAUAAACCGAGGUCAGCGUACAACAAAGGGGGAUCAAUGGAAGACAACGGAGUUGAAAAGAAUAAAGAGCGAGAAUCAGAUGGUCAACUGCAACCAAAACUGCUGCUCAUGUCGGGGAACAGGACUCAAAGAACUUCUGCUGAGAAGUCAUUGGUCCGUUCCACUGCCUUCAAGCCUGUGAUUCCCAGGAGUACGACCUCCACAGAGACAGGCCAACACAGCCUGGACCGCAUCCUUUGUCCUCAGGAGAAAUCCAGGAGUCCAGGGACUCUCUCAGACUCUGGACGUAACUCCAUGUCUAGCCUGCCAACUCACAGCACCAGCGGCAGCCUAAGUGCUUCCACAGGCCCUGUCAGUCAAAGUGACAGCAGCUCCGCUCCUUCAAACAGCCUCAGCAAGGGAGUGCAGCCCAAUUUCCCUCCAUGGGUCAACGGGAACGGAGCUAACCUUGACUGUAGCUACAGGGCUGGUUCAAACAGUUGGGGGUUAGCAUCUAAGGCUAAUGGGUAUUCUGCUGCUCUGCUUUGUGCAGAUGAGGCGAGAACUCUCUCUCAAACUGCAGGUGGGAUUCGCUCCCCUAUUACUACAGAUGAGUCACUGAUUGAACAUUUGGAACAAAGACUACUGGAGCAAGAGACUGAACUGCAGCAGCUUCAGGUGAAUUUUGACGAGAAGGAAGCAGACACCUGCCAGCUGUUUGAGGAAAAACAAAAGUACUGUGUAGAGGAGAUGGAGGUGCUGAAGCAGAGAUGCUCCACAAAACUACGACAAGUGUCCCAAAUGGCAGCAAAAACCCAGCAAACGCUACAACUGCAGGUCAAUCAGCUCAAGGUAGAGAAAGAGCGACUACAGGAGGACGUCUCAAAGUUAACCCGAGAGAAGGAUCUCAUGGAGCUCAGGCUGAGGUGUUAUGAGACACAGAGCACACAGCUCACUCCAACACUUGAGGAAACUCAAUGGGAGGUGUGCCAGAAGACAGGGGAGAUCUCAUUGUUGAAGCAGCAGCUGAGAGACUGCCAGACUGAUGUCAGCCACAAGCUCAAUGAGAUUGUCAACCUGAGGGCCUUACUGAGGGAAAAUGCCGCAAAGAUGGAGACACUGGAGAAACUAAGUAAAGAGCAUGAGGACAAACUCUACUCCCGCACCAUAGAGGCCGAGGUAUGCCAAAAUGAACUCCAGCGCAAGAAGAACGAGGCUGAUCUGCUGAGAGAGAAAGUAGGCAAACUGGAGACGGACAUUGAAGGGAUGAAACAGGAUCUGGCCUUGGCUAAAGAGCAGAGGCUGCAGCACAGUGCACAACAAGAGGCCUGUGCCCAGACCCAGGCCUUGGAAAGACUAAUCCAAGGCCCAGACUACCCAACCGAAGGCCAAGGGCAGGAGAACAGCGGACAAAACUCCACAGAAUUACUCCAGAGGGAAGUGGAGAGACUGAAGCAGCAGCUCAGCAAGGAGAAGGAUGCUCAGGAGAGGCAGGCCAACAGCUUUGAGCAGGAGAGGCUCACGUGGAACAAGGAGAAGGACAGGGUCAUCAAGUAUCAGAAGCAGCUCCAGAUCAACUACCUGCAGAUGCACAAGAAGAACCGAGACCUGGAGAGGAUCCUGAAGGAGCUCACUGCUGAACUGGAGAGCCGGGCGGAGCUAGGCAUGGAAUUCAACUACAGCUCAGGGUUACAAACAUAUGACGACGUUAUUGCCACAGAGAUUUGAUAGCACAACCAGUUAAAGGGAAAUGGGCACUUGACCGUGAUUUACCACAAAUAUUUAUGAUACUUUUACACCUGCAGAAUAUUAGAGUUUUACAAUGCUUAUUUAUUAGUAUGUGGUAAUCUUGUGACACUUUUAGUUGUUAUUUCAUGUUUACAUUCUUUUUUUUUUACAACGCUGUCUGUCAUUCACCAUUAAAAUUAUAAACAUUU
Labrus bergylta (ballan wrasse) is the source of this 2579-nucleotide messenger RNA. It is a transcript of the gene lzts1, whose product is annotated as leucine zipper, putative tumor suppressor 1. Gene Ontology annotation, cellular component: dendritic spine. Gene Ontology annotation, biological process: regulation of synaptic plasticity; regulation of dendrite morphogenesis. NCBI's taxonomy places the organism in Eukaryota, Metazoa, Chordata, Actinopteri, Labriformes, Labridae. The record is from RefSeq and is a predicted model, not a curated record.